AUGCAGGUGCAGUGGGCAUCCGACCAAAGUCGAGUGCUGUCUUCCGCGGACCCCACGCAAGUGACGUCGACUCCCGACGUCGAGAAAAAGACUACGGCGGUCCGCACAGAAGGCGCGGCGAGCCCUGCUGAGGCCGCAGACAAAGACGUGGAGCGUCGGCUAGUGACGAUGUUCAAGCGGCAGCUCAAGGCGUUCCUGUUUCCACCGAAGAUGAGACAGGGUUUUCUGUUUCCUUUAGACGUCGAGGACAAACGCAUCCUCGACGGUAUGCCCAUACGACCCAUUCGACAGGAGCGUAGCUUCCCGUGGAUGAUACACCCAAAGACCACCUUCAGGAACGCGUGGGACUUGUGCAUGGUGGCGAUGAGCUUCGCCAGCGUCAUCCUCGUGCCUCUGAACAUCGCCUACUUCGAGAGCGCCCAGAGGGAGCGAUACGAAUGGCGCCUCUUCAACAUCGCAUCCGACGUGCUCUUCUUCGUUGACGUAAUCUUCAACUUCAGGACAGGCAUUGCCAUGAAGGAAGCCCACGGCCGCAUCAACAUGGAUCCGGAAUACGUGGCGGUACAGUACCGACGGGGCUGGUUCUACGUGGACUCCUUCUGCUGCCUGCCGCUAGACUACACCGCCAUGGUUGUGAUGCACACGGGUAACGUGGCCAACGACCCAUCCACCACGUCAGCAUACCCCAGCAUCCUGCGCAUCAACAAGCUGCUGGCACUGCCCAAGAUUGGCCGGCUCACCACCGUAAUCAGGAACCUAGCCGGCGUCGAGGAGAACUUCUUCGUGUAUUCCAAGGGAGUGUACGUGCGCCUCCUGUUCCACUUGGGCAUGCUCUUCCUCCUCAUCCACUGGCACGGUUGCCUGCAGUACUACGUGGACCGCCUGGAAGGGUUUCCCGUCAACUCCUGGGUGGCGCGUCUCAGCCUAGUGAAUGCGUCGUGGCCGGUGCAGUACUCGUGGUCGGUGUACGGCUCGACUUCCAUGAUGCUGGGCGUCGGGAUGGGCGCCACCGAGGCCGACAGCAUGACCGACUCGUGGCUGCGCUGCGGCUGCAUGGCCACGGGUCACGCCCUGCAAGCGCUGCUGGUGGGCGCCUGCAUCGACAUGAUCACCUCCAUGAACUACACCUACCUCAGGAACAGGCAGAGGAUACGCGACCUGGAUGACUACAUGCAGUACAAGAUGCUGCCGAUGAAUCUGCGUCGCCGUAUUCGAGACUACGCCGAGAACCGGUUCAAGGGGCUCGUCUUCGACGAACACCAGAUCAUCCAGUCGCUCUCGGAUCCCUUACGGGAGGUUCGUGGAAGGUGGUGGUCUCAGGUUGGGAAAGAUGCCGAUUUCUGCAACCUAUAA
Rhipicephalus sanguineus (brown dog tick) is the source of this 1353-nucleotide messenger RNA. RefSeq names its product potassium/sodium hyperpolarization-activated cyclic nucleotide-gated channel 1. The coding region runs from base 1 to 1353 and encodes 450 amino acids. Gene Ontology annotation, biological process: transmembrane transport; monoatomic ion transport. NCBI's taxonomy places the organism in Eukaryota, Metazoa, Arthropoda, Arachnida, Ixodida, Ixodidae. Gene Ontology annotation, molecular function: monoatomic ion channel activity. Gene Ontology annotation, cellular component: membrane. The record is from RefSeq and is a predicted model, not a curated record. The transcript is spliced from 7 exons.